AUGCAAGUGUCGAAAUCUAACGAUGUUAAAAUAUAUAAUCUUAGUGCUGGAAAGUCGCUUCCUCAAGUAAGUAUUUAUUGUUUCUUUCUUCUAUAUGUUUAGUGGAUAUCAGAGAGAAAAAGAAGAAAUCUCGAGAAGAAGGAUGUUGAUAUUAGGAGAAGAAUUCAAUUGAUACAAGACUUCGAAAUGCCUUGCGUUUCAAACUCAAUUGCGAUAACCGGGGAUGGGCAAUACAUUUAUGCAGCUGGAACAUACAAACCAACUCUAAAAUGUUAUGACGUCAACGACCUAUCGUUGAAAUUCGAAAGAGGGCUCGAUGCUGAAGUUGUGAAACUACUUCCCUUGAGUGAGGAUUACUCCAAGGUCGCUCUUUUGCAAACCGAGCGAUGGCUCGAAUUCCAUGCCCGGUUUGGGAGGUAUUUUAGAUUAAGGAUACCUAAGGUUGGCAGAGAUCUUGCUUUUUGCAACGAGGCGAGUGAUCUCUACAUGGUCGGAGCCGGGUGAGUUUUUUUUUCAUGGAAGACGUUAUUGUUACAGACAUGAGAUAUUUCGAUUGAAUCUUGAGCAAGGCUGUUUUUUGAGCCCAUUGGAAACGGAAUCCGAGACUUUGAAUUGCUGUGAAUUUAGCAAACAUCAUCAACUCUUUGUGACUGGGGGUUCUAAUGCCACAGUAGAAGCUUGGGAUCACAGGGACAAGAAUCGAGCUGGAAUUUUGAACUGUGCUUUACAGCAAUUACAAGAAGAGGCUCUUCUACCUGACGCGUAAGUCACUGUUCUUUCUUUUUGCAUGUUUUUUAGUAUUCCCGAAGUAACUUCAGUAAAGUUUAAAGAUCCAUUAACUUUAGCUGUUGGAAUGAGUACUGGACAUGUAAGUAAUUUAAAACGCGUUUUGCCACACUUUGGAGCUUAGCCUAACAGAGGGCGGACAUUGUUAAAAUCGGCAUCUCAGAAUUGAACGAAAAUUGGUCAACCUAAUCACUGAUAGGCACAAAACAUUCGCUUUCUUUGUUUUUGCCCAAAAUUACCGUAUGACGGCAUACUGUAACAUCAUUUUUUAAAAAAGAUAUGCCCUAAUCGAGAAAACGAAGCGCUAUUUCAGCGCAAAUUGAGUUCGGGUAUAUGUUUUCGAUCAUGUAGAACAUUUUUGUAAUUGUCACCGAAAACUAAAAAUUACAUCUAAGCUAUGUUACACUUGAGACAACAUACCAUUUCGGGUAUAAAAAAUGCAGUUCGGACGAGGCGCAGAUUUUGAAACCGGAAUACUAAACCUCAAGCCUCGUCUAACAAACCAUUAAAAUUUCAGAAAGAUCAAAUAUAUAGUUUUUGAGAUAUCGGACAUUCAAUGUCUCAUGUGCAAGAUCACCUUGACCCCGAAAAAAUCUGGCAUUCUUAGGUUUUUGGCUAGGCGCAGAUUUUGAAAGUUUCCAAUACAUUUUUAUGACAUUUUAGGAGGAUAUAGAAAGUUUCAGAGGAAAAAAAUGAAUAGUUUUUGAGAAAUCGGCCAAAAUACCUUGUUUUAGGUCAUCAGAUGCCCGAAAAAAUCUGGCAUUCUUAGGUUUUUGGCUAGGCGCAGAUUCUGAAAGUUUCCAAUACAUUUUUAUGACAUUUUAGGAUGAUACAGGAAGUUUCAUAGGAAAAGAAUGAAUAGUUUUUGAGAAAUCGACCAAAAUACCUUGUUUUAGGUCAUCAGAUGCCCGAAAAAAUCUGGCAUUCUUAGGUUUUUGGCUAGGCGCAGAUUUUGAAAGUUUCCAAUACAUUUUUAUGACAUUUUAGGAGGAUAUAGAAAGUUUCAGAGGAAAAAAAUGAAUAGUUUUUGAGAAAUCGGCCCAAAUAUCUUGUUUUAGGUCAUCAGAACACAGAAUCGUACCCUUCGGCGUACAUUUGACAAAAGUUUUGCAGAGAGCUCGAAUUUAUUUGUGACAAUUUGGAGAAAAAAACAGUAACACACAUAUAUCUCGGAAAAAAGAGAUGCCAAAGAAAAUUGGUCGAAUUUUCCAGCAACUUGACCUAUAACAGGUUCACCAUGGUCGAUAUCUCAAAAACUAUUUACUGUUUUCCUCUGAAACUUUCUAUAUCCUCCUGAAAUGUCAUAAAAAUGUAUCGGAAACUUUCAAAAUCUGCGCCUAGCCAAAAACCUAAGAAUGUCAGAUUUUUUCGGGCAUCUGAUGACCUAAAACAAGGUAUUUUGGUCGAUUUCUCAAAAACUAUUCAUUUUUUUCCUCUGAAACUUUCUAUAUCCCCCUAAAAUGUCAUAAAAAUGUAUUGGAAACUUUCAAAAUCUGCGCCUAGCCAAAAACCUAAGAAUGUCAGAUUUUUUCGGGCAUCUGAUGACCUAAAACAAGGUAUUUUGGUCGAUUUCUCAAAAACUAUUCAUUUUUUUCCUAUGAAACUUCCUGUAUCAUCCUAAAAUGUCAUAAAAAUGUAUUGGAAACUUUCAGAAUCUGCGCCUAGCCAAAAACCUAAGAAUGCCAGAUUUUUUCGGGCAUCUGAUGACCUAAAACAAUGUAUUUUGGUCGAUUUCUCAAAAACUAUUCAUUUUUUUCCUCUGAAACUUUCUAUAUCCCCCUAAAAUGUCAUAAAAAUGUAUUGGAAACUUUCAAAAUCUGCGCCUAGCCAAAAACCUAAGAAUGUCAGAUUUUUUCGGGCAUCUGAUGACCUAAAACAAGGUAUUUUGGUCGAUUUCUCAAAAACUAUUCAUUUUUUUCCUAUGAAACUUCCUGUAUCAUCCUAAAAUGUCAUAAAAAUGUAUUGGAAACUUUCAGAAUCUGCGCCUAGCCAAAAACCUAAGAAUGCCAGAUUUUUUCGGGCAUCUGAUGACCUAAAACAAUGUAUUUUGGUCGAUUUCUCAAAAACUAUUCAUUUUUUUCCUCUGAAACUUUCUAUAUCCCCCUAAAAUGUCAUAAAAAUGUAUUGGAAACUUUCAAAAUCUGCGCCUAGCCAAAAACCUAAGAAUGUCAGAUUUUUUCGGGCAUCUGAUGACCUAAAACAAGGUAUGUUGGUCGAUUUCUCAAAAACUAUUCAUUUUUUUCUAUGAAACUUCCUGUAUCAUCCUAAAAUGUCAUAAAAAUGUAUUGGAAACUUUCAGAAUCUGCGCCUAGCCAAAAACCUAAGAAUGCCAGAUUUUUUCGGGCAUCUGAUGACCUAAAACAAGGUAUUUUGGUCGAUUUCUCAAAAACUAUUCAUUUUUUUCCUCUGAAACUUUCUAUAUCCCCUUAAAAUCUCAUAAAAAAGUAUUGGAAACUUUCAAAAUCUGCGCCUAGCCAAAACCCUAUGAAUGCCAGUUUUUUUCGGGCAUCUGAUGACCUAAAACAAGGUAUUUUGGUCGAUUUCUCAAAAACUAUUCAUUUUUUUCCUCUGAAACCUUCUAUAUCAUCCUAAACUCUCAUAAAAAUGUAUUGGAAACUUUCAAGAUUUGUGCCUAGCCAAAAACCUAAGAAUGCCAGAUUUUUUCGGGGUCAAGGUGAUCUUGCACAUGAGACAUUGAAUGUCCGAUAUCUCAAAAACUAUAUAUUUGAUCUUUCUGAAAUUUUAAUGGUUUGUUAGACGAGGCUUGAGGUUUAGUAUUCCGGUUUCAAAAUCUGCGCCUCGUCCGAACUGCAUUUUUUAUACCCGAAAUGGUAUGUUGUCUCAAGUGUAACAUAGCUUAGAUGUAAUUUUUAGUUUUCGGUGACAAUUACAAAAAUGUUCUACAUGAUCGAAAACACAUACCUGAACUCAAUUUGCGCUGAAAUAGCGCUUCGUUUUCUCGAUUAGGGCAUAUCUUUUUUUAAAAAUGAUGUUACAGUAUGCCGUCAUACGGUAAUUUUGGGCAAAAACAAAGAAAGCGAAUGUUUUGUGCCUAUCAGUGAUUAAGUUGACCAAUUUUCGUUCAAUUCUGAGACACUGAUUUUAACAAUGUCCGGGCCAAACUACGAUUUGUAAUAAAACGCGUUUUAAGUUAUUAGGAGAGAAUAAUUAAAAAUUUAGGUUUUGAUUUAUGAUAUUCGGGCUAAACAACCAAGACUUGUCAAAAAUCACAAUUUUGGUCUUGCUAUUACUUCCCUCGACUUUGACAAUGAUAAGGACCUAGUCUUAAGUAUGGACAGCAGGGCCCUGAAGGUGUGGAAUAUCAAGACCGGAAAGCCUUACGCCGCAAUCGAGCCAAACACUCAUCUCACUCAAUUUGUUAGGUAUCCCGAUUCCGGACUGUUAUUCUUUGCCAACGAUGCCCCCAAAAUGUUGCAAUACUUUGUUCCUUCGCUUGGCCUCGCCCCCAAAUGGUGUCGAUAUUUGGAUAACAUUACUGAAGAACUAGAGGAAACAGAAGCUCCAGUUGUUUAUGAUGACUACAAAUUUGUUACCAAAGAACAGCUGGAAGAAGUCGGCCUCAGCAAUUUGAUCGGCUCAAAUCUCCUAAGGGCUUAUAUGCAUGGAUACUUCAUUGAUGUCAGAUUGUAUAACAAGGCCAAAACGCUUACCCAACCGUUUGCUUUUGAGAGUUACAGAAACAGAAAGGUGACUUUUUUGACUGUUGUACUACUUUAUUAUUUAGAUACAAGAGAAAUUGGACGAGGAAAGAGAAUUGCAUGUUUUGUCAAAGAGGUCCAAACUACCCAAGGUCAAUAAAGAACUGGCUACCAAACUUCAAAUGGAAUUGGAUAUUGGAACUGGAAAGAAGAAAAAGGUACGCAAUUUAUUAAACUUUAAAAGCGGAAUCUAUUUUUAGGCAAAAAUGGCCAAAGAAUUGUUGCAAGAUGACCGAUUUAAGAAUCUGUUUUCUAAUCCUGACUUUGAAGUGGAUAAAGAGAGUGAACAAUAUCAACAUAUUGUGGAUAAAUUGAACAAACAAAAAGAAAAGAAUGUGGGUAGGACGGCGGAAUCAGAUGAAGAAGACGAAGGUGGAGAUCAACUGGCGGAACUUGGAUAUGAUGAUGUAAGAUUAUGAAAUUUGAACAUAAAAUUUUUUUGGUUAUAGGAUGAAGACAGUAAAAAAAGUGGCGUUAAAGAUGUAGUUGAUGAUAUGGAAUCAUCUGAAGAUUGGAGUGACGAUGAAGAUGGAGAAGAAGACUAUCAUGAUGAGGAAAGUGAGGAGGAAUAUAACGAAGAGAGCAGUAGAGGAGACAGGGAAGAGCAGGAAAAACUGGAGGAAAAGUUUAAGGAAGCCAGGAAACCCAAGAACUUUAAGUUUGUUGGUCUCGAUUCAAGUCGAGACUUCAAAUCUUUUGUUUCUAACGACGACGACGAGAUCACCGUUAGGGUAAGAAUGUCAUUAGUCGGUUUAAUUCGAGUGUUUUAGACUUCCGGCACAAUGAAAGAUCGAAGAAAGCAGUUGGGAGAAAUCAAAAACGAUGAUGGAAUUACGUCCACUCCGUUUGGUGGAAAGUCGAUGACAUUUACAUUAGAAGGUAAAGUGAACUUAUAUUAUACUUUUUGGCAAAAUUUUUUCUUUUCAAUUGGAUCUCGGGAAUCGGCAGACGAGUUGACAAAAUUCUCUUUCCACUUCGAAAGAACGUUUGUUACUCGUGAGGGCCGUAAGACAUGAUUGUGGUACCGUUUCGAAAAUUCUCAAUUGUCGAUUGGUAGCGCACAUUUACAGGGUUCUAAUUUCUUUGCCCGCCGGCAUCGUCGCAGUGUGUAUUUUCAGUCAAAUUGUGUUUAGCGGCCAAGCCGAUGAACAAAGUUGUGCCAUGAAUAGCGGAUUUUUUAAGAGCCGUUCCAGUUCCUUGAGCCUCGUACCAGCUUUGCUAGCCACGAAUUUGACUGAGAAAUAGACAAGGCGAUGAUUUAUAGCCGCCGGAGGGCGAAGAAAUGCGAACCAUGGAAACUUGUGAUACCAAUCGACAGGAGGGGAUCUUCACAAUGACAUGGAUAUCACAAUCAUGUCGCGGACUUCUGGCUCAUAAGUGACAAACGUUUUUUCAAAGUGGUACGAAAAUCUUUGUCGACCCGUUUUUGGCCUUUUGAAAAAAGCGAAUUAAACGGGAUGACUUUUUUGCAUAAGAUGUUAGUGUCUCGGAAAGUUUUUGGGGUCGAAAGGGAUGUUGUCGAGCAGUGUACCUUAUAAUAUUUUAGCGGAUGGAAAAUCGGCUGAGAGCAAAAAACGAGAAUCCAGAAUGCAGACACAUAUUGAAGAAAGAAAAGCCGUCAGGAGAACUGUCGGCCCCAUCAUGCGACAUCUGAAGCCUUUGCCUUCAGAGAUCCAGAAGAAGAAGAUGCAGAGAUUGAAGGGAAGGAAAUAA
Messenger RNA from Bursaphelenchus xylophilus (pine wood nematode), 6218 nucleotides. NCBI's taxonomy places the organism in Eukaryota, Metazoa, Nematoda, Chromadorea, Rhabditida, Aphelenchoididae. The record is from the annotation of a GenBank genome assembly.